AUGACGAGGGCACUUCUCAUCUCCUUGGUCAGUUGCCUUGUUACCAUUAGUAAGGCCAGACUCAUCAACCGCUGUGACUUGGCCAGGGUGCUACACCAGGAGGACUUGGAUGGUUUUGAGGGCUACUCCCUGACCGACUGGCUAUGCCUGGCUUUUGUGGAAAGCAAAUUCAACAUAUCAAAGAUCAAUGAGAAUGCAGAUGGCAGCUUUGACUAUGGCAUCUUCCAGAUCAACAGCCACUACUGGUGCAACGACUACCGGAGUCACUCGGAAAACAUUUGCCACACAGAGUGUCAAGAACUGCUGCGCCCCAAUCUUCUCUCAAUCAUCCACUGUGCAAAAAAGAUUGUGUCUGGAGCAGGGGGGAUGAAGAACUGGGUAGCAUGGAGGAUACACUGUUCAGGCCGGCCACUCUCCUACUGGAUGACAGGGUGUCGCCUGGGAUGA
This is a messenger RNA of Pteropus alecto (black flying fox), 447 nucleotides long. RefSeq names its product lysozyme like 6 (gene LYZL6). Gene Ontology annotation, molecular function: lysozyme activity. Gene Ontology annotation, cellular component: acrosomal vesicle; sperm flagellum. Gene Ontology annotation, biological process: fusion of sperm to egg plasma membrane involved in single fertilization. The record is from RefSeq and is a predicted model, not a curated record. The transcript has 4 exons. NCBI's taxonomy places the organism in Eukaryota, Metazoa, Chordata, Mammalia, Chiroptera, Pteropodidae. Bases 1 to 447 code for a protein of 148 amino acids.